Molecule: messenger RNA, 1315 nt
Organism: Colletes gigas
Lineage: Eukaryota; Metazoa; Arthropoda; Insecta; Hymenoptera; Colletidae
Exons: 4
Coding region: 162-1247 (361 amino acids)
Source: RefSeq, a predicted model, not a curated record
CCCAGUGCGCAUGACCAAAAUUCCCACGAUGUCCAUCACUGUCUCUGACUCUCAGUCACUGGGAUCGCACUGUCGGCGUCACGAAUUGUCGCCGAAAAUAUUUACUCGAAGAUAAUUACCCUUUAAUACUUUCACUGUGCGUUUAUAUAAACAUUUGAAAAAUGAGUUUUCUUGGUGAUUAUACACAAUGUCCAUUCGACAAAUCGCAUCGCAUUAUACGUAGUAGAUUGCAAACACAUUUAGUUAAAUGUGCGAAGAAUUAUCCAGGUGUCAAGCUUGUGUGCAUUUAUGAUGCUUCGCACAAAGUGGAUCCACAGAAUUACGAGAAUCACCUUAAAGAGUGCGAAAGCAGUGGAAAUAUGAAAUGUUAUGAGUAUUCGAUGGAACCAGCAGUAACAGUUGGAACAAUUCCCAUAGAAAGUGCGUGCAAUGUGGAAAGUACUACAAUGAACGACGAGGACUGGUCCGGAGAUAAUCCUACGUACGAUCCAUGGGUUGCAUCCGAAAAAAAAAAUGUAUUAAGGACGGGCGUGGGUCUGUCGAAGGGGCAAAGGAAGAAACAUAAACAACUCGAACGAGAAAGAGUUGCUAAACUUGGUGACCACGACAACAGCAAACAUAAUAUCAGUAGCGUCGAACAAUCGGAAUUAGAAACACCUUUAAGAGUUCCCAAGAAAGCUAUUAAAGCAUUAUCGUGCGAUUCAAAUUCUUUGAACAAUGUUACAAACAGGAUCUGCUACAACGAGAUAAUUUCCAAAUUGGAAAAGGUUUCCAUGGAGGAAAGUAUGGAAAAUGCACGGUCGGAGAAAGAAUCCGUAGAAAACAUUUUUAACAAUACCUUUAACGAGAAAUCGAAUCGUUCUGUGAAUUUGAAAAAUGUUUCUCUGUGCGAAGAUAAAGAAGAAAUGAAUACUUCUGCGAUUCGACAAACUACCUUCGAAGCAAAAAUAAAUACUUCGGAGUUAAAGAAUGACAGUUCUUUAAAGAUCUCUAAAGAGAACAAAGUUAAAAAGAAUAUAUCUUAUCAGAAUUUAAAUGAAAAAAAGACCACCUGUUUAAAUCCUAGUAUAGCGGCUACGUUUUAUCAACAAGCAAAGAAAAUUAGUACAGGGAGGGGAUUUACUAUUGCUUAUCAAAAGGCAAGAGACAAUCAGGAAGUCGUUAAUACUUCAGAGAAUUUCUAUAGUAUCUAUGGCUAUGACGAAGAUAAAAGUGACGAUAAUGAUACAGCGGUACAGAAUAAGUAAAAUUAAAGUUUCUAUUAUUAUUAGAUUAUAUUAUCGGUGUAUGCAAAUGUAAAUUUCUUUUUUCAUAC